AUGUCGAACACCAACCCUACCGUGGCUAGUGGCAAGAAGAUUGUCUUUACAGGGGGAAGCGGCCACAAAGUCCUGAAUCUCGACCUCGUGCCUUUCCCAGACCCAUCAGCGGAUGUCUAUACCCUCAAGACAGACCUCACCGAUUCCGGACAAGUUUUCAAUGCUCUGACCAGUCAUUUCAACAUGUCUGGUUACGCAGAUGGACCAGUUCCUGGACCUCCUGGUGUUGUCAUCCAUUUCGCCGCCUACGCACGCAACAUGCUUGUACCAGAUUCCGAGCUCUUCCAAGCCAAUGUUCGAAGCACCUAUAAUGUGGUCGAAGCAGCUUGUAAGUUAGGCGUCAAGAAAAUCAUCAUAGCCUCUUCCGAGACAACCUAUGGUGUUUGCUUCGCCCAAGGUGAUGCGGACUAUCACUCCUUCCCUCUUGAAGAAGACUAUGACGUUGAUCCUGAAGACUCGUACGCACUCUCCAAGAUCUGCGGUGAGAAAACAGCACGAACCUUCGCCAGACGCUUUAAAAACGACAUUUACGCUCUUAGAAUUGGAAAUGUUACCGAACCACAUGAGUAUGCGAAAGACUUCCCCGCGUAUCUCUCCAAUCCCACUUCUCGUAAAAGAAAUGCGUGGAGUUAUAUCGAUGCCAGAGACUUGGGACAGAUCUGUGACUUGGCGAUCAAGAAGAGCGAGUUGGGAUUCCAAGUCUUCAAUGCUACCAAUAAUACGAUUACGGUCAAGGGGAUGACAACUAAGGAGUUCCUGGCGAAGGAGUGUCCGAAUACGAAAAUUACGAGAGAGAUGGGGGAGCAUGAGGCGCCGUUGAGCAAUAGGAAGAUCCGGGAGGUGUUGGGAUACAAGGAUGUUCAUGACUGGAAGAAGUAUGUCUAGAUCUACGGUGUAAAAUGGAUACUACUCUGCACUUGUGAGGUUCACUGAAGUAUCGUGCAGGCUAAUAAAAUAUUUGUGACUGC
Messenger RNA from Hyaloscypha bicolor E, 968 nucleotides. RefSeq names its product NAD-dependent epimerase/dehydratase-like protein. The record is from RefSeq and is a predicted model, not a curated record. The transcript is spliced from 5 exons. The coding region runs from base 1 to 885 and encodes 294 amino acids. NCBI's taxonomy places the organism in Eukaryota, Fungi, Ascomycota, Leotiomycetes, Helotiales, Hyaloscyphaceae.